Molecule: messenger RNA, 1249 nt
Organism: Paramisgurnus dabryanus
Lineage: Eukaryota; Metazoa; Chordata; Actinopteri; Cypriniformes; Cobitidae
Source: RefSeq, a predicted model, not a curated record
AAUGUUACAGCAAUCUAAGGGGCUGAGAGAUUUACUGGUAUGAAGGAAUGUUUUAAACUUUUUAAAGGUACAUGGCUAGAACAUAGGGUAUAGUUAAUAUUAAGAAUGUGAUAUGCUUUUGUCCAUGGAGGUUGCGGGACGCGUGAAACUGUCUGGGGGAGCUGAACACAGCGCCAGAUGAAGCCUGGGCUAGGAUCUAAUUGGGUGGAUGAAGUAUUACAGAAAAGGGAGACGCAGCAAAACAGAUGCAUUACCCAUGGAGAUAUACAGUAGGUGGCGGUAAUACUCCAAACACGUAAGCAACCGUUAAAAGGAUGAAGAACGAGAAGAAGUACGUAGAAGAGACUUCCGCCAACGGAAAUGUUUUGGCUUUUGAAUGAAAGAUCCGCGUGAAGAGAGCACGUCCUGAUAUUCAAUAGUUGUAUUUAUUUCUGCGGUUCUAAGUCUUUAUUCGUCAAAAAGAUGUCUUGCAGAAGAGGAGCACUGAUUGUGUUAGAAGGCGUAGACAGAGCCGGGAAAACCACACAGUGUCACAAACUCGUCCAGGAGUUACAGCAAAGUGGGCGAGCGGCUGAAAUGAUGCGUUUUCCUGACAGAACCACGGUGAUUGGUCAACUCAUCAGUUCAUAUUUGGAGAAGAAGAGUAAUCUGGAGGAUCACACUGUACAUCUGCUUUUUUCAGCAAACCGCUGGGAAAUGGUACCUCUGAUGAAACAGAAGUUGGAACAAGGAAUUAAUCUAGUGGUGGACCGUUAUGCAUUUUCAGGAGUGGCUUUCACUAGUGCCAAGCCUGGCUUUUCUAUAGAUUGGUGCAAGAAUCCAGAUGUGGGAUUGCCAAAGCCAGACCUGGUGAUGUUUCUGCAGCUUAAUCCUAGUGUGGCAGAAAACCGUGGGGAGUUUGGAUCUGAACGGUACGAAACAAGCCAUUUCCAAAACACAGUUCAUCAAAGGUUUAAAGAGCUAAUGGAAGAUACCUCUGUAAACUGGAAGGUAAUUGAUGCAGCAAGAACCAUUGAAGAAGUGCACAAAGAUAUUAAGCUUUUAAGUGAGAAUAUUAUCAGUUUAUCAGAGAAUGUGCCAAUUGGAACACUGUGGAGGUGAACUGCUCCUCCAAAUCAGCUAGCUCAAAUGAGAAUUUUUUUUAUAUUUGACUGUGCUGCAUUAUUAACAAACUUAAAACUAAUUGUUUGUUUAUUAUUUUUAAUGAAUCCAAAUUAAAUAUUCAUAAAAUAAACUUGUGAAAAGAGAU